AUGAGCACUUCUCGUGCAGAAUCCCAGCAACCUCAGUUCAACCGACGAAGGUCGAACACAGCCCAAUCUAUCCUGAGAUCUGUUCCUCCGCCAGUACCAUGCCCACCCUUGGAAAUCGGCGACACCGUUGUGCUUAAUUCAUGGGUACAUGAUCCAAGGGAUAACCAAAAUGUUACGUUUAAUCAUGCACGGUGGCCAGGCGUGACGGAGGGAGAGAUGAUUAGCGUAACUGCUAAUGGCGGGAACGAGUCUUUUUUCUUCAUUGUGCCGAAAGAUGAUGGUUCGAAUAAGCCUCAGUUGCAGAUUUCUGUACCCAAACCGCUUGCGGAAUCCUUCGGCGUGAGGAAUAACGGCGAGGUUACUCUAACCAAGGUUGAUAGGGAGUUGCAUUGUGCCGACUACGUGGAAUUCAUAUUCCAGGAUCAGUAUAUGGGACGAAAUGAAAUGUGGCGCCUUUGCGAGCAUCUCGCUGGACAGUGUGUUUACGCGGAUCAGGAAGUAUACUUCAUAGGGAGCGGAGUAGCUAGGAUACAAUGCAUUUUCGUGGACGGUAAAAAGGUAUCCGCCGCCUGCAUGACAUCUCGGACUAAAGCGAUAUACCGCUCUCUAUCAGCUAAAGUGACGAUCUUCAUCCAAGUCUGCCGAGAACUCUGGGAAUUCGCAGGAGACGGAGAACGCUAUAACGAGAAAAUUGUUCACUCGUUUCUCCCCUCGCUUUUCGCCAAAUGGAAGGAAGCUGGCACAAACCAUACCGUCACCAUUGCUCUCAUAUCUCGCGUGUAUUAUGACGAGUCCGAGAUUGACUACGCAGCGGGUCCUUUGCGACGAGACGACCGUGGCCAGUGGUACAAAGACUUCUACAAGGUCAUAACCGACCUGGAAGUCAUAUACGAGUGGAAGCCAACUCUUGUUAGCCUCAAGAAUUCAUUCUGGGAUUUCCAACGUGACAUCCUGCUCACCCAUCAUUACCACCGAGCACAUCUAGAAGGCAGCUCUGGGACAUCAGAACAAAUUCGCCUAGUGGGUCGUCUUUCUUACGCCCAUGACGGUCCGAUCCUCGAGGCGUUGAACCUCAGCUUGAAUCCCACGGAAACUCAUUACAUCGAUCGCUCUCUGCUUCUCACCGGGGCUGCGACCAUGCUCAUUACCCCAGGAACAGGCUAUUUUCGCGUUUCCAAGCACCUGCUACGACUGACUACUACUCGGAUGCUUGAUCAGGGAUUUGGUCUAGAUUUGAUUUGUCUCGGGAAGCCACCUCUUCAUUCAAGUCCUAUCUUCAGUUUUCAAGGCGUGCAGCCUGACUCAAAGGUUGCUGUCGCUGGUUCUCGUGAAAUGGAUCCUCUCUGGGGAGGGGAUGACGAUUCUUCACAUGAUGCGAGGACGAAGGCUACGUUUUGGUGGGAGCCUUUUUGGAUCUCAGUAUCUUUUUGGGAUAAGCAAAUGGACCUUCCGUUCCGCCAAGAUAGGUUUAUUGCUCGAGCCAAAAUGCACGAGAUACAGACGCUUGGACUUUUGGAACACGAUGUACUGUCCAGCAUUGAGGUACCGUACCUGAACGACGAUGCGGAACCAACUACCCGAGAAGACACUGCCAGUAGCGGCCCACCCCUCACACUUGAAGCUGCACACAAAUUUGACCACGAUAUAUUUACAGUUCAUGGUGAACCGCAACGGCCACCGGCAACCAAUUCUGUUACAUCUUCCGGAAGUGUGUCUUCGACACAUCGUAUGACAGCCGAAAAACGCCCUUCUCAUCUCCCUCCCAUUGAAGAGAGUCCCAGAAUCUACAUUACUGAACUACCACCAGAAGAUUCCCCGGAUCUGUCGUCGUCCGCUUUGUUUGGAAAAACCCGAACUUCAUCCCCAUCCCAGUCAUCGAUCCGUUCACUACGUUCCAAUCUAUCUACCUACUCUUCAAAGAGGAGCACGAAGAAAGAGAGCCCGUCACGCGAUUCAAUUUCAUCGAAACUCACGCCUUCAUGGUUGUUCAAGUCCUUUAGAAGUGGUGUUCGACGUCAACGUCACAUGCGGAUACCUGCGUCGUCGACACCUACUUUUUCCUCCUCCAUCUCCACAUCACCCAGUUCGAGUGUGGCGAUGAACCACGGACUGCAUGCACCUCAACCAAUGGCAAUCAAAGGCAGAGGGGCGGUUCGUCCGAGUUCGAACCGUGUAUUUGAAAGCGAGCCCCUACCCGCGGCGCGACCUUCAGUGCGACCCGCAGAUGGCUCCCCCAAAAGUGAUCUUCUUCCCUCCAUCAUGAAACAUCGCGGAACGACCAGCUCUAUGGCCGCCUCGUGGACCUCUUCGUCUCCCAGCUCUCGGGCUAACCCGUCCAAUCCCCAAAUGUCCGUCUCGUAUGUCCAAUCAUCCCUUGCGGCUCGAUGGCAGCACAUGUUCCCUCAACCUUCCUACAAACACGAGAUCAAAUGGAAGUCUAUCGUCACACCUGGAUGCUUACCUCUUUCCACGGAGAAUGCGUACGACGUGUUUUCGUACGACUUUGUUGUGGACCCCAUUGAAAUGCGCUCAUUCCUUGUAAAGCCUCCCGUGGUGAAGGGCAACGCAGAGGAUCGACGUCGUGCUUGGGCGCUUGUAGUUAUGCGAGGCAUGGUUGCCGUCCGACUGGCACAAGGGUUCCAAUUCGUGUUACAGAAGAAACGGAAGGGGCAGAAUGUCGAUGGAACAGAGGGUAAGGAGAGUGAGAAGGCGAAGGAGAGAUCCACUUUUCGACGCCAUCAGUCAUUUAUGGCUGAAGUUCUGAAGUCGACGGCUAAUCCGGUCUAUCUGAGUAUGAGCAACGAGAUUCACCGUAUCUCGUAUACUGGUGAGGCUAUUCAAGUGAGACGUUAUGUUCGGAGAAUGCCUGCUAGUCACCCUUUCAAGUAUGAGUGUUUGAUAUGGCCCAAGCUUGGUGUUGGUUAUACAGAACAAUCGACGACCUUUACCUCCCAUGGUCUGGAGAAUUAUCAUUGGAAUCGAUUGGAUAUGCUUGUCGCAGGAUACGAGCGCCACUUCAAUGAAUCUCUUCGCUAUUGGAGAACACGUUUUGUAGUGAUACCAACUGUAAAACCACCCACCGUCUCCGUUGGUCCUGCGGGCGAAACGUUGAACGACGAAGAGAUACGUAUUUUGGGGAUCGAAAAGCUCGCCGAGCAUUUCACCAAGGUGCGCUGGCAGCCACCUGAUGAAAAACAGACGCCCCCUCCAGUUCGAUUCCUGCCAACGACGCUCUCACCGGCAGCUUCGGUCCUCGACAACGCGCUGAUGGACCAGUUGGAUCAAAUCCAUGCUGCCGGUCCUCUCCGCAAGAAGAUGAAAAGCGAGAGAGAGAUUGGUGAUAUGUCGCUAGCCUUGAUUGCCAAGGCCAUGCGAGAAGAAGACGGUGUUCCCAUCAAGCAUCAUCAGUGGCAUCGAUCUCGCUAUCCAGAUUCAUUCACAGGCUUCGAUUUCGUCUCUUGGCUCUGCCGUGAAUUCCGGGAUGUCUCGUCUCGAGCUCAAGGAACAGAAUGGGGCAUAAAGCUCCAGGAACAGGGGUUGUUCGAGCACGUCCGUGGGUAUCAUAACUUUUUGGAUGGUCAUUACUUCUACCGUCUAGUGGGUGAAUACGCCAUACCCUCCACCCCACGUUCGUGGUUUGCCCCCCGGCUGGAAGCGACCAACUUCCGUCCCAGUAUCUACCCUUCUAGUGUGGCCAGACCCAGGCAUGUUCGACAAGCCAGGAGGAGGUUAAUUCUGAGUCAAAGUAUGGUUAUCGAUAUUGACACCACCAAGCGGAGCGACCAAGCAGAGACAGUCGUUCUCCAUCAUGACAUCAUCCAUAACCCUGCCACGGUGUUCCAUUUCGAACUUCAGUGGAUUGGCACAACUGGCAGAUACAUCGAAGACCAGCUCCGACAAUGGAACAAGACCAUCGAGCGAUACGGACUGAAACUCGUAGAGGCGUAUGUGACCCAGAUAAGCAACAUUCGAGACCGAAAUGCGUUCCAGUCAUGUUUCCCAUUGCGCCUAGCCCUGCCGCCGCCGUCUGAAGUGCCCGAACUUCAGAGUCGUGUGGCGGAGGGCACUCACACCCCACAUCAUUUCGAGUAUGCACUUUUACGGAACUUUGGUUUCAUUCUGGACGUCGAAGCCUCCGAUCUCUACCCAGAGCAGGUCGACGUGGUGUACUCAUACCGAAGAUCGCCGUACAAAUAUUCGCAAUUCGUGCAUCGCUCUGGUGUUGCGUUUAUUCAAGUGCUGGGUGGUAAGGAUGGGUUCCUGUUUCUUACUAACAGGUUGAUGGGUCCCGGACGGAUGGGAACCGCGAUGAGAGGCAAGGAGAUGCGUCCAGCUGCGGCAGCGGAUGAUAUUAGAGUCAAACUGCACAACUUUUGCUCGGAUGAGGAGGCUCUGGAUAAGUUCUACGAUGCGGAGAUUGCUUUGCUUAAACGAGGACCAGAUGAUCCUCCUGAGCCUCCUCCGUUGAGCAUCUAGUUUUUCCAUUGCGACGCGUGGAUAACUCAUGGGACACCUGUCGACCCGGAGUAGAGUACGUUCAUUAGUGACAUUUACUACGAACUCCGACUUCAUCAACAGUCUGGUGUAGUAUCCAUGUCUGGGCUUCAGUCUGUCGACGAUCAAGUGAUCCGUCGGGGGUAACAAUGUGCUGCUACCCUUUUCCAAUCGUUUUGUGGGACCACCAGUCGCUUCCGCCUGUUGUCCUGGCAGAGUCACUCAUAGGGUACCACCGGACAGCUUCAAUUUGGUUG
Desarmillaria tabescens is the source of this 4751-nucleotide messenger RNA. RefSeq lists its product as uncharacterized. Gene Ontology annotation, cellular component: GATOR1 complex. Lineage: Eukaryota; Fungi; Basidiomycota; Agaricomycetes; Agaricales; Physalacriaceae. Gene Ontology annotation, biological process: intracellular signal transduction; negative regulation of TORC1 signaling; positive regulation of autophagy. Bases 1 to 4476 code for a protein of 1491 amino acids. The transcript is spliced from 13 exons. Gene Ontology annotation, molecular function: GTPase activator activity. The record is from RefSeq and is a predicted model, not a curated record.